Saccoglossus kowalevskii is the source of this 1675-nucleotide messenger RNA. RefSeq names its product homeobox 4 (gene hox4). Lineage: Eukaryota; Metazoa; Hemichordata; Enteropneusta; Harrimaniidae. Gene Ontology annotation, biological process: anterior/posterior pattern specification; positive regulation of transcription by RNA polymerase II. Gene Ontology annotation, molecular function: DNA-binding transcription factor activity, RNA polymerase II-specific; RNA polymerase II cis-regulatory region sequence-specific DNA binding. The record is from RefSeq and is marked provisional. Gene Ontology annotation, cellular component: nucleus; nucleoplasm.
AUAUCCAUUAUUGUACCUCGCCAAAAUUUUAUGACCAUGAGCUCGUUCCUGGUGAAUUCUAGCUACGGCGUGGAUCCUAAGUUUCCGCCCGUGGAAGAAUACUCCCAGUCUAGCUAUAUUUCGGGACAAGGGCAAUUUUAUAACCACAGUGGCAACCAGGGAUACAGCUACACCGCCUACUCUCAGCCGUACAGCGCACAGGCAGCGUAUACAAACGCACAGGGCACAUACAGCAACAUAUAUAGUAACAGAAACAGGGAACAGAACGGCAACGCCGCACAUAACAGCCCUGUUAUAGAGUCGCCGGGACACGGGGUACACUCACAGAAUGGUGUAGGAACGCAGCAACCUCUUUCACCGCAAGUCGCGAUUGCAGCCGACCAUCAACAACAACAACAACAGCAGCAGCAGCAACAGCAAGACCAAGAUCAUCACAUAAGUUAUGCGUCGCCGUCGCCGAGUGGGUUACCGAAUUCCUCGCACACGGCGACAACCAGACAUUCGAAUGUAAUGUAUCCAUGGAUGAAACGGAUGCACGUAAAUCCAGGGAUUGGUGCGGCAGCCCCGAACGGAGCCGAACACAAGCGGACUCGGACGGCCUACACGCGCUACCAAGUGCUAGAACUGGAAAAAGAAUUCCAUUUUAAUAGGUACUUGACUAGAAGGCGACGAAUUGAGAUCGCGCACGCUCUGGGACUCACCGAACGUCAAAUCAAAAUUUGGUUUCAGAAUCGGAGAAUGAAAUGGAAAAAGGACCACAAUUUACCGAACACAAAGACGAAAAGCUCAACACCGCACACCACUCAGGGUGCUUUUAGUCCAAGUUCUGAACCGGGAAGUAGCGGGCAAGUGUGAUGUAUCUCCGUCAAACCUUACUGACAAUUACAGCGAAGGUGAUAUUACACUAAACGGUGAGACUAACUAACCGCGCACCGGCGCUGUCUUGGAUGCCGUGAAUCACCGAUCGUACUGUGAGCUCAUAAAUCCACUCCACCCGGUCGUAAUUUUGCGUGGUAUUAAAUGGAAACUCGUGGCACUGAAACUAAACUCACACCGUCAGACCUCAACUGAUUUAUGUCUGCUAUUGCGUUCUUUCAUAAUCUCCACAACACAGUCUGUCCAUCAGUUGUUUUCAUAUCGCCACUACAGACAUCCCGGUAUCCCCGUAACCGGCACCCUUCUUCUUUUUCCACUUUCAUAGGCUGUUAAUCGUUAGCACGUUAAAUCUGAAUUGGUAUCCACCGAUAUUUUUUAAUGAAUUUGGAUUUUGCACUUGCACGUCAGUUCGCAAAUGAACGAGGCUAGCUUGGAUAUCCUCCGAUUUUGUAUAUAUGGAUUUUUCCUCGAUGAUUAGCCAGUUGUCAAAUAUUAUUUUUUUUUCAAUAUGUUCUGAGAUUAUUUAUAAGUUUUACAACGGAAACACGCGUUUUCGGACGCUACGCUUCCAACAGAGAGUACAUCACAUAUUUCUGUAUCGUGCAGCUCGUCAUUAGCGAAAACAUUUAGAAUCCGUGCAGAAACCCGCAGAAAAUAUCGAAAUAUAAUAGAAUAUGUUUUUUCUUGUUUUUAAAUUUCAAAAAAAAAAUCAUUUUGUUGACAUAUGAAAGUUGUAAUUUAUUCUGUCCUUGCUUUAGACGUAGACUGAAACAAUAAACUCAUAUUUUUUUGUUGGAAA